Molecule: messenger RNA, 1433 nt
Organism: Impatiens glandulifera
Lineage: Eukaryota; Viridiplantae; Streptophyta; Magnoliopsida; Ericales; Balsaminaceae
Product: F-box protein At3g58530
Exons: 13
Coding region: 32-1123 (363 amino acids)
Biological process (GO): SCF-dependent proteasomal ubiquitin-dependent protein catabolic process
Cellular component (GO): SCF ubiquitin ligase complex
Molecular function (GO): protein binding
Source: RefSeq, a predicted model, not a curated record
GAUCUCUCACGACUCACGGUAAGAAAGAACAAUGACCGAGCUACACGAAAUGGAAGAAGAGAGAGAUGAGACACAGGUAGAGGAAGACAAACAAUACGCUUGGAACCGCGAAACAGUACCCAGAGUUCUCAAGAUUGUUAGUACGAGGCUGUCUCAAAGAGAUCUCAUCUCUCUUCUACUCGUCAGCCCCUCGAUUCAUCGCACUCUCAUUUCUUAUUCCUCUCUUUGGCUGGUUCUUGAUUUUCAUGAAAUGACCAAUGCUGGUGAUCGACUCGUCUCUGCUUUAUCUCUGCAAAGGUACAGAAAUGUGAAACAAAUCAUCCUUGAAUUUGGUCAAGAUAUUGAAGACACGCAUCUUGAUAUCCUUAGAAGCAAGUACUCAGAUUUUCUUGGAAGUCUGGAGCUUAUAAAUCUGAAUGGCUGUCAAAAGAUAUCUGACAAGGGAAUCCAAGCUAUCACAGCUGCAUGUCCAAAUUUGAAAUUAUUUUCCAUCUACUGGAAUUUGAGGGUUACAGAUCAAUCCAUAAAGCUUUUGGUGAAGAGCUGCAAACGCAUAGUUGAUUUGAACUUGAGUGGAUGCAAGAACAUAACGGACAAAGGCAUGAAAAUUAUUGCUGACAACUACAGUAAUUUGGAACAUUUGAAUCUCACUCGGUGCAUAAAGCUAACAGAUGAUGGCUUACGCUACAUAUUGCUAAAGUGUCGUUCUCUUCGCAGCCUGAAUCUCUAUGCGCUUUCGAGCUUUACUGAUGAUUCUUAUAAAGUUCUAUCUUCAUUAACCCAACUUGGAUUCUUGGAUCUAUGUGGUGCUCAGAAUCUAACUGAUGAGGGACUCCUUUGUAUUGCCAAGUGCAGGAAUGUGGUCUCUCUCAAUUUGACAUGGUGUGUGCGUAUCACUGAUGAGGGAGUCAUAGCGAUUGGAGAAGGUUGCCCCAAUCUUGAAUUUCUAAGCUUGUUUGGAAUUGUUGGUGUGACUGACAAAUGUUUGGUAGCUCUUUCAUUGUCCUGCAGCAACACACUUACAACACUGGAUGUGAAUGGAUGUGUUGGCAUUAAGAAGAGAAGUCGAGAAGAUCUGCUCCAACUAUUUCCGCAUUUGAUAUGUUUCAAAGUGCACAGCUAGACGGGCCCGGAAAAUGCCCUCAUACAAGAAGAAAGUAUUGUCCAUCUUGAUGAAUCACAGUGGAGGAUUCGAGAUUGUGACUUCCCAAUAAUGGAAGAUUGUUGAUUAGUAUUGUGCCUUAGAUUUUGUAGUUUUUAUUUUUGGAAUUUUAUAUUUUGAUCUAUUAGUUAUUACCUAUUAUUGUUCUUUUUUUACACUUUUAUUUUACUUUUUUAAUCUUAUUACAAUUGUUUGUCUUUUUUGAGAUAAUUGGUUGUAUUUUUCUCUAAUUCUGGCCAUCUGAUAAUUGGUUGAGAUAAUUGUUGUAAUA